Molecule: messenger RNA, 3761 nt
Organism: Chlorocebus sabaeus (green monkey)
Lineage: Eukaryota; Metazoa; Chordata; Mammalia; Primates; Cercopithecidae
Gene: MYCL
Product: MYCL proto-oncogene, bHLH transcription factor
Biological process (GO): regulation of DNA-templated transcription
Molecular function (GO): DNA-binding transcription factor activity; protein dimerization activity
Source: RefSeq, a predicted model, not a curated record
CGCGCGACGAGAUAUAAGGCAGCCAGGAAACAAUGCGCCUGCAGCUCGCGCUCCCGCGCCGAUCCCGAGAGCGUCCGGGCCACCGUGCGCGAGCGAGGGAGGGGGCGCGCGCGCGGGGGGCGCGCUCGUGAGUGCGGGCCGCGCUCUCGGCGGCGCGCAUGUGCGUGUGUGCGGGCUGCCGGGCUGCCCCGAGCCGGCGGGGAGCCUGUCCGCUCCAGGAGGCGGGCGGCGGGAGCGAGGGAGCGGACAUGGACUACGACUCGUACCAGCACUAUUUCUACGACUAUGACUGCGGGGAGGAUUUCUACCGCUCCACGGCGCCCAGCGAGGACAUCUGGAAGAAAUUCGAGCUGGUGCCAUCGCCCCCCACGUCGCCGCCCUGGGGCUUGGGUCCGGGCGCAGGGGACCCGGCCCCCGGGAUUGGUCCCCCGGAGCCGUGGCCCGGAGGGUGCACCGGGGACGAAGCGGAAUCCCGGGGCCACUCUAAAGGUUGGGGCAGGAACUACGCCUCCAUCAUCCGCCGUGACUGCAUGUGGAGCGGCUUCUCGGCCCGGGAACGGCUGGAGAGAGCUGUGAGCGACCGGCUCGCCGCUGGCGCGCCCCGGGGGAACCCGCCCAAGGCGUCCGCCGCCCCGGACUGCACUCCCAGCCUCGAAGCCGGCAACCCGGCGCCCGCCGCCCCCUGUCCGCUGGGCGAACCCAAGACCCAGGCCUGCUCCGGGUCCGAGAGCCCAAGCGACUCGGAGAAUGAAGAAAUCGAUGUUGUGACAGUAGAGAAGAGGCAGUCUCUGGGUAUUCGGAAGCCAGUCACCAUCACGGUGCGAGCAGACCCCCUGGAUCCCUGCAUGAAGCAUUUCCACAUCUCCAUCCAUCAGCAACAGCACAACUAUGCUGCCCGUUUUCCUCCAGAAAGCUGCUCCCAAGAAGAGGCUUCAGAGAGGGGUCCCCAAGAAGAGGCUCUGGAGAGAGAUGCUGCAGGGGAAAAGGAAGAGGAGGAGGAUGAAGAGAUUGUGAGCCCCCCACCUGUAGAAAGUGAGGCUGCCCAGUCCUGCCACCCCAAACCUGUCAGUUCUGAUACUGAGGAUGUGACCAAGAGGAAGAACCACAACUUCCUGGAGCGCAAGAGGCGGAAUGACCUGCGUUCGCGAUUCUUGGCCCUGAGGGACCAGGUGCCCACCCUGGCCAGCUGCUCUAAGGCCCCCAAAGUAGUGAUCCUAAGCAAGGCCUUGGAAUACUUGCAAGCCCUGGUGGGGGCUGAGAAGAGGAUGGCUACAGAGAAAAGGCAGCUCCGAUGCCGGCAGCAGCAAUUGCAGAAAAGAAUUGCAUACCUCAGUGGCUACUAACUGACCAAAAAACCUGACAGUUCUGUCUUACAAAGACACAAGUUUAUUUUUUAACCUCCUUCUCCGCUUUAGUAAUUUGCACAUUUUGGUUAUGGUGGGACAGUCUGGACAAUAGAUCCCAGAAUGCAUUGCAGCCGGUGCACACACAAUAAAGGCUUGCAUUCUUGGAAACCUUGAAACACAGCUCUCCCUCUUCCCUGACUCAUGGGAGUGCUGUAUGUUCUCUGGCGCCUUUGGCUUCCCAGCAGGCAGCUGACUGAGGAGCCUUGGGGUCUGCCUAGCUCGCUAGCUCCGAAGAAAAGGCUGACAGAUGCUAUGCAACAGGUGGUGGAUGUUGUCAGGGGCUCCAGCCUGCAUGAAAUCUCACACUCUGCAUGAGCUUUAGGCUAGGAAAGGAUGCUCCCAACUGGUGUCUCUGGGGUGACGCAAGGACAGCUGGGCCUGGAUGCUCUCCCUGAGGCUCCUUUUUCCCGAAGACACACGAGCUGUCUUGGGUGAAGACAAGCUCGCAGACUUGAUCAACAUGGACCAUUACCUCACUGUCAGACACUUUACAGUAGCCGAGGAGUUGGAAACCUUUAAUAUAUAUAUUAUGAUGUUAGCUGACCCCCUUCCUCCCACUCUCAAUGCUGCAACCCUGGGAACAUUUAAAAAGCUUGGCCUCUAGAUUCUUUGUCUCAGAGCCCUCUGAGCUCUCUCUUCUGAGGGAGGGACCUUUCUUUCCUUACAAGGGACUUUUUUGUUCCAUUAUGCCUUUGUUAUGCAAUGGGCUCUACAGCACCCUUUCCCACAGGUCAGAAAUAUUUCCCCAAGACACAGGGAAAUGGGUCCUAGCCUGGGGCCUGGGGAUAGCUUGGAGGCCUGGCUCAUGAACUUGAUCCCUGCCCAGGUAUUUUCCGAGGGGCACUUGAGGUCCAAUCUUUUCUCAAGGCAGGUGUAAGACACCUCAGAGGGAGAAUGGCACUGCUGCCUCUCUCCCACCUGCCUCUCAUCUCAAUCCUUGACUGGCGAGUUUGAAGUUCUGGAACCAUGCAAAUCUAUCCUUCUCAUGCAACUCCAAGGAGCUUGCUGGCUCUGCAGCCACCCUUGGGCCCCCGCCAGUCUGCCAUGAAUCAGAUCUCUUUUCCAGAAUCUGGGACUUUCUGAAGUUUUGGGGGGAGCUGUUGGGACUCAUCCAGUGCUCCAGAAGGUGGACUUGCUUCUGGUGGGUUUUAAAGGAGCCUCCAGGAGAUAUGCUUAGCCAACCAUGAUGGAUUUUACCCCAGCUGGACUCGGCAGCUCCAGUGGAAUCCACGUCCAGCCUCCGGUCUGGCGAAGUCACCCAACCUAGCAGUUGUCAUGUGGGUAACCUCAGGCAUCUCUAGGCCUGUCCUGGAAGAAGGACCAGCAGCCCUUCCAGAACUCUGCCCAGGACAGCAGGUGCCUGCUGGCUCUGGGUUUGGAAGUUGGGGUGGGUAGGGGGUGGUAAGUACUAUAUGUGGCUCUGGAAAACCAGCUGCUACUUCCAAAUCUAUUGUCCAUAAUGGUUUCUUUCUGAGGUUGGCCUCAAAGGACCCCAGGGGAUGUUUGGAAAUCGCCUCUCUACCCUUCUGGAGCAUGGUUUACAAAAGCCAGCUGACUUCUGGAACUGUCUAUGGCAGACAGUUUGGAUGUAGGUUACUGAUGUCUCACCUGAAUAGCUUGUGUUUUAUAAGCUGCUGUUGGGUAUUCUGCUGGGGGGAGUCUUUUUUUUUUAUAUUGUAUUUUUGUAUGCCUUUUGCAAAGUGGUGUUAACUGUUUUUGUACAAGAAAAAAAACUCUUGGGCAAUUUUCCCGUUGCAAGGGUCUGAUUUAUUUUGAAAGGCAAGUUCACCUGAAAUUUUGUAUUUAGUUGUGAUUAUUGAUUGCCUGAUUUUCAAAUGUUGCCUUCUGGGACAUCUUCUAAUAAAAGAUUUCUCAAACAUGUCAGAGUGGGGGCAGCUUAUGCCACCUGAGUCCUCCUCAACCACGGAAAACUAUUUCAGGGUAGCCACAAGUGAUCCAGAGGGCUGCAUUUCUCUAACCAUGUUGCUAACCUGGUCAUUCCACUCUGGGUUCCUGAAAUGCCAUUUCAGACAUGUUGAAACAAUGUAGGCUCAGUACUCAGUGAACACGGAAUUCUCUUGUGAAUUGCAAAGAGUGCUGAAUUUGUACUUUAGAAGGCUUGAAAUCCUGGCUCCACUACUUCUGUGGCCUUUAGCUUUAUCUUUCUGAGUCCUAGUUUCCUUAUCAGUAAAAUGGGGAUAAAUGCUACUUCACUGGGUUUUUGCAGGUAUUGAAUAAAGUGGUAGACUUUAAACUGCUUUCUAAACUAUAAAGCCUUAUACUCUUUAGGGUGGUGUUAUUCUUAUCUUAGUGGUAUUAUGACCUUCUGCAAGACGUGUUUUAAACAUUUUUCUG